GCCAAUAGAGGCUGCGGAGGGGCGGGACGCCACGGCUGUCGUGAGGCCCUCCUGGCCAAUGAGGAAGCGAGCCGGGCCGGGGGGCGGGGCACCGGGGGCCUUGUCACGCUCGGGUCCGUGUGAAAACGGGGGUUCCGAGUGCAAAGCAAAGUUUUUUUGUAAACCGUCUGCAAAGGCGGGGAGGGGGGGUUAAGACGGCGGCCGCCGCCGGGCCGAGCGCAGUCGCCGCGGACGCCGUCUCCCGAGCGCCUCGGACCGAUGCUCGGCGGCCCCUCGGCACGCAGUCGCCCUCCCGCGCCCGCGCCCUCCGCCUCGCCCGUCCAGCCGAGCGCCGGCGCUUGAGUCGCUGCGCGGCCGGCGGUUUCCCCCACAGCGCCGCUCCCGCUUCAGCGCCGCGCCUCAGGCCGCCGCCAUGGGCUGCUGGGGCCGCAACCGCGGCCGGCUGCUGUGCAUGCUGCUGCUGACCUUCAUGUUCAUGGUGCUGGAGGUGGUGGUGAGCCGGGUGACCGCGUCCCUCGCCAUGCUGUCCGACUCCUUCCACAUGCUGUCGGACGUGCUGGCGCUCGUGGUGGCGCUGGUGGCCGAGCGCUUCGCCCGGAGGACCCACGCCACGCAGAAGAACACGUUCGGCUGGAUCCGCGCUGAGGUGAUGGGCGCGCUGGUGAACGCCAUCUUCCUGACGGGGCUGUGCUUCGCCAUCCUGCUGGAGGCCGUCGAGCGCUUCAUCGAGCCCCACGAGAUGCAACAGCCACUCGUGGUGCUGGGCGUCGGCGUGGCGGGGCUGCUGGUCAACGUGCUGGGGCUCUGCCUGUUCCACCACCACAGCGGCGAGGGCCAGGGCGCGGGCCACGGCCACUCGCACGGCCACGGCCACCUCGCCAAGAGCGCGCGCAAGGCCGGCCGCGCAGGGGGCGAGGCGGGCGCGCCUCCGGGACGGGCGCCGGACCAGGAGGAGACCAACACGCUAGUGGCCAACACCAGCAAUUCCAACGGGCUCAAGGCGGACCAGGCAGAGCCCGAGAAAUCCAGAGGUGAUGACCCUGUGGAUGUACAAGUCAACGGGAACCUCAUCCAGGAGUCGGACAACCUGGAGUCGGAAGACGACAAGGCGGCACAGCUGAACAUGCGCGGAGUGUUUCUGCACGUCCUUGGAGAUGCCUUGGGCUCCGUGAUCGUGGUGGUGAACGCCUCACUGUUUUACUUUUUGUGGAAGGGUUGUUCUGAAGACAGCUUCUGUAUAAACCCCUGUUUCCGGGAUCCCUGCAAAACGUCUAUAGAGUUAAUCAACAACACCCAGGCCCUGGUUCGAGAGGCCGGUCCGUGCUGGGUGCUCUACCUAGAUCCAACUCUUUGUGUUAUAAUGGUUUGUAUACUUCUCUACACAACUUACCCAUUGCUUAAGGAAUCUGCUCUCAUCCUUCUACAAACUGUUCCUAAGCAAAUUGACAUCAGACAUUUGGUAAAAGAACUACGAGAUGUUGAAGGUGUUGAGGAAGUUCAUGAGUUACAUGUCUGGCAGCUCGCUGGAAGCAGAAUCAUCGCCACUGCUCACAUAAAAUGUGAAGACCCAACUUCAUACAUGCAGGUGGCCAAAACCAUCAAAGAUGUUUUUCACAAUCACGGAAUUCACGCUACUACCAUCCAGCCAGAGUUUGCUAGCGUCGGCUCUAAAUCAAGUGUAGUCCCGUGUGAACUUGCCUGCAGAACUCAGUGUGCUCUGAAGCAGUGCUGUGGGACACGGCCACAGAUCCCUUCUGUAAAGGAUGCAGAAAAGGCCCCAACCGUUAGCAUUUCUUGUCUAGAACUCAGUGAAAACCUAGAGAAGAAGCCCAGGAGGACUAAAGCUGAAGGCAGCCUCCCUGCUGUGGUGAUAGAGAUUAAAAACGUGCCAAAAAAACCCGAAUCAUCUUUGUGAGUCUUGAAAAAGAUGUGAUGUUUGACUUUGCUUUUAAACUGCAAGAGAAAAUAGACUCCAUUGAAAUACUAA
Molecule: messenger RNA, 1987 nt
Organism: Peromyscus eremicus (cactus mouse)
Lineage: Eukaryota; Metazoa; Chordata; Mammalia; Rodentia; Cricetidae
Gene: Slc30a1
Product: solute carrier family 30 member 1
Exons: 2
Coding region: 413-1915 (500 amino acids)
Biological process (GO): detoxification of zinc ion; zinc ion transmembrane transport; intracellular zinc ion homeostasis
Cellular component (GO): membrane; Golgi apparatus; endoplasmic reticulum
Molecular function (GO): calcium channel inhibitor activity; zinc ion transmembrane transporter activity
Source: RefSeq, a predicted model, not a curated record